Puntigrus tetrazona (Sumatra barb) is the source of this 1153-nucleotide messenger RNA. RefSeq names its product phenazine biosynthesis-like domain-containing protein. Gene Ontology annotation, cellular component: cytoplasm. The record is from RefSeq and is a predicted model, not a curated record. Bases 136 to 996 code for a protein of 286 amino acids. NCBI's taxonomy places the organism in Eukaryota, Metazoa, Chordata, Actinopteri, Cypriniformes, Cyprinidae. Gene Ontology annotation, molecular function: isomerase activity. Gene Ontology annotation, biological process: biosynthetic process. The transcript has 9 exons.
GGUGCUGCCUGUAACUUUAAAAAGGGGGGUUACACUACCGGGUCAGUUUCAGCAAGCCUCGAAGCAGCACUGGACUGUGACUUGCUAAAUGUCACGCUAAACUUGUUACAGCUGUUUUAUUCUAGAGUAGAAGCAAUGGAGAUUCCGAUAUUUACUGUUGAUUCUUUUAGUAAUUUACCAUUCAAAGGUAAUCCUGCUGCAGUAUGUCUUAUAGAGAAUGAGCUGCAAGAUGAUCUUUAUCAGAGCAUUGCUGCUGAAAUGAAUUUAUCAGAGACUGCUUUCAUCACAAAAAGGAAUUCUGUGGAUUUUUCUUCAGGUUCGAGGUUUGGGUUACGCUGGUUUACUCCCACAUGCGAGAUGCCGCUAUGUGGACAUGCUACCCUGGCCUCAGCAGCAGUGCUCUUUUACAUGAAAAAAAAUAUCAACCCUGUACUGGUGUUUGAGACGAUGAGUGGAGAGCUUUAUGUGCGUCAGCAUGAAGAAUCUCUAAUAAUGGACUUCCCCUUAAACAAACCAGACCCCCAGGAUCAACAUGAAAUCAAAGGUCUUCUGAAAGCCGUAGUAGGAGAUGUACCCAUUCAGGAUGUGUGCUACAAUCCAACCACAAGAAACCUGGUGAUUCGUCUGGCUGACACAUGUGACAGAUCUGAACUCACAUCUUUGAAGCCUGAAGCAAAAGCUCUGUUGAAAAAUGACUCUACUGGGAAGAUGAACGGUGCCAUUGUUACAAUGAAGGGAGCUCCAAACACACAACCUGGAUAUGACUUUUAUUCCCGUUACUUUUCUCCGUGGGUAGGGGUCCUUGAAGAUCCAGUCUGUGGGUCUGCGCAUACAGUUCUUGCUGCCUACUGGUCUGAAAAGCUGAACAAAAAGAAGAUGUUGGCAUAUCAGUGCUCCAGUCGUGGAGGAGAGCUGGGGCUGGAGAUCAGGGAUGAUGGUCGACUCAACAUCAGUGGUCGAGCAAAAGUCGUUCUUCAGGGAACUCUUAACAUCUAGACAACCUGAAAAACCUUCUCACUGAAUGUGUUUAUAGCUGAAUGGAAAAGGCCAUUUUAUUUCUUAAAGAUUUGCAAACUGAUGUUUCAUUCACUGAAUGGACAAAUGUAGUUAUUUGCCUGCCGAAAUACAUUAAAAAUGUUUUCUUUUAAAAGUC